CAAGGCUUCGAAAAUGGCGGCGCGCGAUCCUCGGCGGCGCACGUGUGAAACCGAGGAACCCAUGGAGGCUGAGUCCCGCGAUACAGGGUCCCAGGGCCCGGCCCAGGUCUACCUGCCCGGCCGGGGACCGCCGCUGCGUGAAGGAGAGGAGCUGGUCAUGGACGAGGAGGCCUACGUGCUGUACCACCGAGCUCAGACUGGCGCCCCCUGUCUCAGCUUUGACAUAGUCCGGGAUCACCUGGGAGACAAUCGGACAGAGCUUCCUCUUACAUGUUACCUGUGUGCUGGGACCCAGGCGGAGAGCGCCCAGAGCAACAGGUUAAUGAUGCUUCGGAUGCACAAUCUUCAUGGGACGAAGCCCCCACCAUCAGAGGGCAGCGAUGAGGAGGAGGAGGAAGAUGAAGAGGAUGAAGAGGAUCGGAAGCCUCAGCUGGAGCUGGCCAUGGUGCCCCACUAUGGUGGCAUCAACCGAGUUCGGGUGUCGUGGCUGGGUGAGGAGCCCGUGGCAGGGGUGUGGUCAGAGAAGGGUCAGGUGGAGGUGUAUGCACUGCGGCGGCUUCUGCAGGUGGUAGAUGACCCUCAGGCGCUGGCGACCUUCCUCCGGGAUGAGCAGACCCGCGUGAAGCCCAUCUUCACCUUCGCUGGCCACAUGGGCGAGGGCUUUGCUCUUGACUGGUCUCCCCGUGUGCCUGGGCGCCUGCUGACCGGUGACUGUCAGAAGAACAUCCACCUCUGGACGCCUACGGACGGUGGCUCCUGGCACGUGGACCAGCGGCCGUUUGUGGGCCACACACGCUCCGUGGAAGAUCUGCAGUGGUCCCCGACCGAGGACACAGUAUUUGCCUCCUGCUCAGCUGAUGCCUCCAUUCGCAUCUGGGACAUCCGGGCAGCCCCCAGCAAGGCCUGCAUGCUCACCACUGCCACUGCCCAUGAUGGGGACGUCAACGUCAUCAGCUGGAGCCGCCGGGAGCCCUUCCUGCUCAGUGGCGGGGAUGAUGGGGCCCUCAAGGUCUGGGACCUGCGGCAGUUCAAGUCUGGCUCCCCAGUGGCCACCUUCAAGCAGCAUGUGGCCCCCGUGACCUCCGUUGAGUGGCACCCCCAGGACAGUGGGGUCUUCGCAGCCUCGGGUGCAGACAACCAGAUCACACAGUGGGACCUGGCAGUGGAGCGGGACCCUGAGGCAGGCGACGCGGAGACCGACCCCGGGCUUGCGGACCUCCCCCAGCAGCUACUGUUCGUGCACCAGGGCGAGACAGACCUGAAGGAGCUGCACUGGCACCCUCAGUGCCCCGGGGUCCUGGUCAGCACCGCCCUGUCCGGCUUCACUGUCUUCCGCACCAUUAGUGUCUGAGACAGCCCAGCACAUCUGUCUGGCCUUGCGCUUGGUUCUGAAGUUGAAGUUGGUUUCCCUGAAGGGACUCAUUCAGAUCUCAGCAGAUCUGACCACCACCAGUCCUCCUCCAAAGGAAGGACUUUGUUUGGCCCAUUGGCCACCAUGAUGGAUUCUGUUUGACUUAAUAUUCUUUGAAAGGACUUGGUUUGGUCCAGUGACCCCUCCCACCAAAGAAUAUGGUUUGACCCAUGACUCUAAAACAACUUGGUUUGGUAUAAUGACACCUCCAACCAAAGGACUUGGUUUGACCCAUGACCCUCUAAAGCCACUGGCUUUGACUCCAAUGACCCU
Molecule: messenger RNA, 1684 nt
Organism: Rhinolophus ferrumequinum (greater horseshoe bat)
Lineage: Eukaryota; Metazoa; Chordata; Mammalia; Chiroptera; Rhinolophidae
Gene: GRWD1
Product: glutamate rich WD repeat containing 1
Exons: 7
Coding region: 14-1351 (445 amino acids)
Molecular function (GO): protein binding
Source: RefSeq, a predicted model, not a curated record